Urocitellus parryii (Arctic ground squirrel) is the source of this 1649-nucleotide messenger RNA. It is a transcript of the gene Reep1, whose product is annotated as receptor accessory protein 1. Lineage: Eukaryota; Metazoa; Chordata; Mammalia; Rodentia; Sciuridae. Gene Ontology annotation, cellular component: endoplasmic reticulum tubular network; endoplasmic reticulum membrane; cytoplasmic microtubule. Gene Ontology annotation, biological process: endoplasmic reticulum tubular network organization. The record is from RefSeq and is a predicted model, not a curated record. Gene Ontology annotation, molecular function: microtubule binding; olfactory receptor binding.
AGCGCGCUCAGUCUGGCGGCGGCGGCCGUGCGCGCACUGACGUGCCGAGCGCCGCACAGCCCGCACCGAGCCGCGCUGCCACCGGGCCGCGCCGCCGCCCGCCAUGGUGUCAUGGAUCAUCUCCAGGCUGGUGGUGCUCAUAUUUGGCACCCUCUACCCUGCGUACUACUCCUACAAGGCUGUGAAGUCCAAGGACAUUAAGGAGUAUGUCAAGUGGAUGAUGUACUGGAUCAUAUUCGCACUUUUCACCACGGCAGAGACAUUCACAGAUAUCUUCCUGUGCUGGUUCCCAUUCUACUAUGAACUGAAAAUUGCAUUUGUGGCCUGGCUGCUGUCCCCCUACACAAAAGGCUCCAGCCUCCUGUACAGGAAGUUCGUACACCCCACGCUGUCCUCGAAAGAGAAGGAAAUUGAUGACUGCCUGGUCCAGGCGAAAGACAGGAGCUACGAUGCCCUCGUGCACUUCGGGAAGCGCGGCUUGAACGUGGCAGCCACAGCCGCUGUCAUGGCUGCUUCCAAGGUGGCUCGACUCUUUCACUUUGCCUCCUCUCUGGACCACAGGGAAGGGCAGGGCCAGGGCGCCUUGUCAGAGAGACUCCGGAGCUUCAGCAUGCAGGACCUCAGCACCAUCAGGGGAGACGGCGCCCCUGCUCCCUCUGGCCCCCCUCCACCUGGGCCCGGGCGGGCCAGCGGCAAACACGGCCAGCCCAAGAUGUCGCGGAGCGCUUCCGAGAGCGCCAGCAGCUCAGGAAUGCCACUCUGGACCCAGCCAGGUGGAGUGCUUAGGACUGGGCCUGGGGCCAACGUGCAGAGACCACCGUUACCCAUGAUGUGUGCACCUGCUGCGCCACCUGCAGGACCCGGAAAGACUGUACAUGCACAUUCAGUGGUUGAGGGAGAUGUGGACGAGGGUGGUGUGAAGGCCUGGGAGCCCCUCCAGGCCCACAACCCACUGGCGUUCUCUGACGACGAGGAGGAGGACCUGCUGGAUUUCAUGUACAAGUAUAAAGCACCAAAGAGGAUGGAUCCGCCCCUGGAGGCACCGCCUAGACUCCUGCGAUCCCGCUUCAGGAAGAAGAGUACCUCGUCCUCGGCCACCGAAACCACGUGAGUGAGAUGAGCCAUCGGCACCGGAUCCACAGAGCGUCUCUCCUCUGCCUUAAAGAGCUGGUCACCAUCCAGAUCCACGCGCGGACUCCACCUUGCCUCACGCCCUUCGCCUCUCUCGGGAUUUCUCUUUCUUCCCUCCCCUUUUCUUCUCUUCUUCCUUUGUUUUGCUGGGGAGAAGCUAAGGGAAAGGUGAUAAUGGGGUGACUGUCAUGCCUUCUGAGGUCGGUAUGUCCCCUCCACUGGAUGGUCACUACAGAGAGCAGUGUGCUUUCAGAACGUCAGAGAUCUCCCCUGUGCUGCUGAGUUGUACACUUGUAAUUUAUCUGUUGCAGACUUAGUUUUUAGUCCUGUAAAUACAAACAAAGCAAUUUUUUUAAAAACUUUUUUUUUUUUUUUUGCUCUUGGUACUACUCCUUUGGACUCUGAUGAACAUAUUUAUGGCUUUGGCUUAACAUAAUGAACUUGCAAGGGCUGCCAGAGGUUCCAAUAAGUGAGAAAACUGUAAAAACAGAAUUGUUAAAAAAAAAAUCAAUUCUAGA